AUGGUGCAGAUAUCUAAUAUAUUUCUUCUUCUAGCAGGUAUUGUGGAUGCACAAUCGUUCGGCGAUUUCCCCAAUAUUGGGACACCUGAUGAAGCAUUAACAAUUAUUAAAUCCGAAAGUCGUUCCAAUCAAAAGUACAAAUAUGCGAUCCCAUCACUUGAUCGUCUGGAAGGAAGUACUCUAUUCCAUCAGUACUUUAACUCAUACACUAUUAAGGAGGAAGAAAGAAUCAGCAGUGAAAAUGAAUGGCAAGACUGGAAUGGUCAUAAAGAUGGGGUUCUGAUUCAAAUCGAAAAUGGAUCAUCGGUAUUUUUUAGUAAUGAUGAGAUCUUUACUUAUGGUAAAACAGACUUUAACGUACCACUUGGUCCGUUACCACACCUGGAAAAUGAUAUCUCCGAUCAGUUUGUUGGAAAUCAUAGUAACCUCAAAAUAUAUGCAGUGGAGCAAUUACAAAUGAUGGCAUCAGAUGGAUCUGUGGAUGCCUUACGGAUGCUAGCUGAUAUCUAUACAUUUGGAUUUUACGAUAUCAGCAUAGACAUUAAUAAAGCAAUUGAAUACUACUCACUUAUAUCACAGUUAUCGUCGGAUGAUAAAUCUCAACAACAUGCACAAUUUAUGCUUGGAGUGAUUUAUUCAACUGGCCUGUUUGGGAAGGUCGAAAAGGAUGUUAGUAAAGCUCUUAUACAUUAUCAAUUUGCUGCUGAUAUGGGAAGUAUACAGGCACAAAUGGUAUUAGCACACAAAUAUAUGAUGGGUAUAAAUGUUGCGGAAGAUUUAAACCUGGCUGUCUACUACUUUUCUAUGGUUAAAGAUAAGAUUGAAACGUUCCUUUCAGGUUUUUUCGAGGAAGUAGACACUAAAGCUGGUAAACAAAAAGAAUUAAUAUAUCCCUACAAUUUAGAUAAAUUCAACAUCCGUUGGAAUGAUAUCUUAGGAGGGCUUUAUGGAGAAUCGAUAUCACAGGCCCAUGAUACAGUAAGAUACUUCGAAACAUUCAAAGACUAUGACCAAAUCAAAAGGAUUAACAUGGCUCCGGGAGAAGAAGAUGAAACGUAUGAGACGGGUGAUGAUGAAAUUAUCGAUGCGUAUUCUCUGCUCUACUUUGCGGCACAAAAAAACUAUCAUGGUGAUUAUUUGAAUGCCAGAGAUUAUGAUAAAGCUUUUAGAUAUGCCAAUCUAUGUGUCCAAAAUGGUAUUUUAGAGCCAGGGAUCGGUGAAGUGUUUAGUGGUGCCUCCAAAACUGGUGGUUCUAACUACCAGGGGUGGGGAUUUGAAGUAAGUUUUGAAAAUCAUGCGCCUGUUGACAUUUUCAUUGGAAGAUGUGCACAAUAUCUGGGACAUAUGUAUUUACGAGGUGAAGGUACAGAGCAAGAUUUUGAGAAGGCUAAGCUGUACAUUGACUUCUCAAGGAAGUUAAUCCCAACAUCUGGUGCGCUUUUCAAGUACGACCUCGGCAUCAUUGAAUUAUACGGCUUAGGUAAAGAAGCCGAUGUAGACAAGUCGAUUGCAAUUUUUGACAAUUGUUGGCAGUAUUCGUCAUGCAGAUACUACAAAGCCAUCACAAAAUUACAAAAAUCUGAAAACCUGGAUAAUAAAAAACCUGAUAUAGUUGACCAAGAUGUUUUCAACUUACUGGUAUCUUCAUCUCAGCAAUUUAUGCCGUCAAAUAGAAAACUCUUACAAUUAUAUGAACAAGGUGAUAUUAGUGCCAACAUCGAUGUAAUGGCAGGACAUUAUAAUUCAUAUGUUAAGCUUUUUGAUUUCCUUUAUUUCGACUUCAAGAUACCAUUUUAUGCUAUGAUAAACGCCGAGGUUGACGACAUAACAUCGAACAAUAUGUGGACUGCACUUGUUGGAAUGGCAGUUGCAAGCGAACUGGGCUACGAAAAUGCACAAAGCUCGUUGGGUACUAUUUUAUAUCCUACUAUUGGGAAGUUUUCAUCGAGAAAAUAUAGAAGCAAUCCUGAAUGGAAAUCGAAAAUUUACACGCCAAAAAGAUUAGAGGAAUCUAUCUUUUAUCUUGAACAAAGCGCUUUGCACUAUAACCGUGACUCGCUCAAUUUUCUGGGUGAUAUUUACUAUAGUGGUUUGUACGCUAAUGGAGAAAACAGUCAAGACGAUCCAUUAUGGAAUAAACCAUGGUGGCAGUAUUUGCUUCCUUUAUCAGGGGAACACAGCCAAAAUGGAAUGUUUCUUCGUAUUAUGAGUUCUGCAUACAAUUCGUGGAUUGUCUUGAAAUUGCGGCUGCUCAAAUUUUUCAGUUUUGUCAAAAAAGUUGACAAAACUGAUGAUAUUAAUUUCCCUAUAAUACCAAGAGAUUUUAGUAAAGCUGUCGCUUAUUAUCACAAAGCAUCAUCCUUAGGUUCACAUUUAGGAAGCUAUAAUGUCGGUUGGGCAUACGAGUACGGUAUUGGAGUUGCACAAGAUUUACAUCUUGCAAAGCGAUACUAUGAUUUAUCGUUGGCGAGAUCAAAUGUGGGGUACAUACCUAUCAAGAUUGCUAUUAUACGUAUAAAGGUUAAGGCAUUUAUUUGGAAUCUUAUAGAUCUUGAUGGAAGAGGAAUUAAAGAGCUUGGAUCGGAGCGCAAUACAUGGGCCGAGAGGAUUUCCAUGGUUAAAAAUUGGCUAAAAAAUGAAGAAAACUAG
This is a messenger RNA of Pichia kudriavzevii, 2649 nucleotides long. RefSeq lists its product as uncharacterized. The record is from RefSeq and is a predicted model, not a curated record. Gene Ontology annotation, biological process: ERAD pathway. Gene Ontology annotation, molecular function: protein binding. The transcript has a single exon. Bases 1 to 2649 code for a protein of 882 amino acids. Lineage: Eukaryota; Fungi; Ascomycota; Pichiomycetes; Pichiales; Pichiaceae. Gene Ontology annotation, cellular component: endoplasmic reticulum membrane.